AUGGCGGGCCUCCUCGCGCAGCCUGCGCGCGUAACGCGGGUGGCCGUCCCCGCGUCCUCUCCGCUAGCAUCCCCCGCCUUCAUUUCCCCUAGUCGCUUUUCUGCAGCCGCUCACGGCCGGAUAGCGGCGCGGCAGCGCAAGUCGCUGGCCGUUAGAGCAGCGGCGGGCGAUUCGAGUGGCGACGGCGACAAUGUGGUAACCCUGCUGGACUACGGCGCGGGAAACGUGCGAAGCGUGCGAAACGCCAUUCGCCUGUUGGGUUACGAGAUCAACGACGUGAGCGACCCAGAGGACAUCCUGGCAGCCAAGAAGCUCAUCUUCCCGGGCGUGGGCGCGUUCAGGGCGGCCAUGGACGUGCUGAAUGAGCGAGGCCUGGCAGACGCCAUCCGCCAGUACGUGGCGUUGGACCGCCCCUUCCUGGGCAUCUGCCUGGGCCUGCAGUUGCUCUUCGACGGCAGCCAGGAGUUCGGCGAUGUGGAGGGAUUGGGCAUCAUCCCGGGCACUGUGUCCCGAUUCGAUGCAUCCAAGGGGCUCACCGUGCCGCAGAUCGGGUGGAACGGGCUGCAGAUCGUGCAAUCCGAGCCGUCCAUUCUGAAUGGCGUGAAUGGGCGCCACGUGUACUUUGUGCACUCGUACCGAGCCACUCAGACCCCUGGGAACAGCGAGUGGGUGCUGGCGACGGCCAACUAUGGCGAGCCGUACGUGGCGGCAGUGCGGAAGGGCAACGUGCAGGCCGUGCAAUUCCACCCGGAGAAGUCGGGCGUGGUGGGCUUGGACAUCCUGCGUCGCUUCCUCGGCCCCAACAGGAGCCAGCAGGCCAACGAGGUGGAGGAGGCAUGCAACAAGCCCCUGAGGGGCCCUCGUGCAACACAGCUGGCGAAGCGCGUGAUCGCGUGCUUGGAUGUGCGUGCUAACGACCGGGGGGACCUGGUGGUGACCAAGGGCGACCAGUACGACGUGCGGGAGCAGGGCGAUGAGAGGGAGGUGCGCAACCUUGGCAAGCCAGUGGAGCUGGCGGCGCGCUACUUCAGGGAGGGCGCGGACGAGGUGGCGUUUCUCAACAUCACGGGCUUCAGGGACUUCCCCCUCGGCGACCUGCCCAUGCUGGAGGUGAUGAAGCGCGCAUCGGAGAGGGUGUUUGUGCCGCUCACAGUGGGAGGCGGCAUCAGAGACUUCACGGACGCCAAUGGCAGGCCAUACUCAGCGUUGGAGGUGGCAGCGGAGUAUUUCCGGUCAGGCGCAGACAAGGUGUCCAUCGGCAGUGAGGCGGUCUAUGCAGCGGAGGAGCUGCUGGCUUCCGGGGAGAAGACAGGCAAGACGGGGAUAGAGCAGAUCUCCUACGUGUAUGGCAACCAGGCCGUGGUGGUGAGCAUAGACCCUAAGAGGGUGUACGUGACCUCGCCAGACGACGUGCCUUUCAAAUGCGUCAAGGCAUCAACGCCAGGCCCCAACGGGGAGGAGUACGCAUGGUAUCAGUGCACGGUGAGCGGAGGCAGGGAGGGGCGGCCCAUAGGGGCGUUCGAGCUGGCUCAGGCCGUGGAGCAGCUGGGGGCGGGGGAGAUUCUGCUCAACUGCAUCGACUGCGAUGGCCAGGGCCAAGGGUUCGACUUGGAUCUGGUGGAUUUGGUCUCCUCUGCUGUGACCAUCCCCGUCAUCGCCAGCAGCGGGGCGGGCAUCCCAGAGCACUUCUCGCAGGUCUUUGCUCACACUGGCGCCUCCGCUGCGCUGGCUGCCGGCAUCUUCCACCGCAACGAGGUGACAAUAGAGUCGGUGAAGACCCAUCUGGCAGAGGAGGGUGUGGAGACUCGCCUGCUGUGA
Molecule: messenger RNA, 1818 nt
Organism: Closterium sp. Yama58-4
Lineage: Eukaryota; Viridiplantae; Streptophyta; Zygnematophyceae; Desmidiales; Closteriaceae
Source: the annotation of a GenBank genome assembly